CUUUUCUUCGUCGACGAGCAAGCACCCCACGCUUGGUCGAGCUCGCCGUCGGCCGUUGUCAGCCCUGCGUGGUUGUUCUCGGGCAAGUAUUGAAGAAAGUUCGAACCCCAGGGCUUUGUCUACUACCAAAAUCCGUGAAUGAAGUAACUGAACUCUUGGGUGCCUGCAAGUGAUUUAAAAUUGAAAAUUACACUAGAAUACUCUUUCCUAGCAAUUGAAGAAGUCAUCUGCCAUUACAUGCAGAUUCGAUGACUGUGGGAAAUUGCGUAGUUACGCUGACUGGAGAUGAAGCACUCUCUUGUUCUAAGGAUUUAGUUUACUCAAUUGUGAGUCUUUUACUGGGUGAUUGUAUGCUGAGAAUUGCGGGUUAUAUCUCAUAACUUGGCUUAUCAAUCUGGAAGCUAAAGAUAUUGACUUUAGAUUUCCAUAUCAUUGUGGACAGGAUUUUUUUUUUUUUUGGUAUCCAGUGACUGUCUGCUCAGUGGCAAUUUUGGUUUUUGGGGGGGGGGGGGUGGAAAGUGCAAUUCUGUUUGUAUGCCAUUGCUGCUUUUGAGUGAUGAUGGAGACUAUUGGUGAGCUUGAUAGAGAUUGUGUGAGUGAGCUUGUAAGAUGCUGGAAAUCGUGCUGGUAUAAUUAAGUUUCCACUGUGGUAGUUGUGGUUUAUUUUGGAGGGGACUGCAAAGUUAUACUAUCUUCCGUUCUCUUUAAUUGUUGUCCAGAAACAGCCCUUCAUAUUGGGGCACAGAUGUGGGACUUUGACCAAUUUCAAACUUGAUGAAGAUAACCCAAGACACCGUUCUUUCUCUGUUAGCAAAAUGCAAAAAUAUGAGUGAGUUGAAACGGUUGCAUGGGAUGAUGGUCACAACAUCAAUUAUCAAAAGUAUUAUCCCCUUAAGCAAGCUUAUUGAUUUCUGCAUAGAUUCUAAGUCUGGGGACAUAAAUUAUGCAGGAUUAUUGUUUCAACAUAUUGAUGUCCCUAGUGUUUACAUUUGGAACUCCGUGAUAAGAGGUUAUGCUAAUAGUUCCAAUCCAAGAGAGUCUAUACUUCUGUAUAGACAGAUGAUACAAAAUGGAUAUCCACCUGAUCAUUUUACCUUCCCCUUUGUACUCAAAGCAAGUUCAGCAAUUGCUGAUAAAAUUUUUGGAAAAAGCGUUCAUAACUGCAUGGUCAAAUCUGGGUUUGAAGAAGAUGCCUAUGCAGCAACUUGUUUACUCCAUAUGUAUGUGUCGUGUGCAGAUAUGAAAUCAGGGUUGAAAGUGUUUGAUAUUAUCCCCAAGUCAAAUGUGGUUGCUUGGACUUGUUUGAUUGCUGGUUAUGUUAAUAAUAAUCUCGCUUGUACAGCUAUACAGGUGUUUAAAGAGAUGGAUGAUUGGAGAGUAGAGCCUAAUGAAAUCACCAUGGUGAAUGUUUUGAUUGCUUGUGCUCGUAGUAGAGACAUAGAUACUGGGCGAAAGGUCCAUGAUUGGAUUCGUAAAGCUGGCUAUGAUCCCUUUAUGCCAAUGUCUAAUGGUAAUAUGAUUCUUGCAACUGCCAUACUCGAAAUGUAUGCCAAGUGUGGCAGCUUGAGGAUUGCAGGAGAUUUGUUCAAUAAAAUGCCUCGCAAAAAUAUUGUUGCUUGGAACAGUAUGAUCAGUGGCUACAACCAGUAUGGGAGGUACGGGGAGGCUUUAAAACUCUUCUUUGAUUUGUGGAAUGCUGGCUUUUGUCCAGAUAAGGCUACCUUUCUUAGUGUCCUGAGCGUUUGUGCCCAUCUGUGUGCACUAGCAUUGGGACAAUCUGUUCAUGCAUAUCUAUUGAAAUGCAGCAUGGCAACAGACAUUGCCAUUGCAACUGCUCUUCUAAACAUGUAUGCCAAAAGUGGAGAAUUAUCAAGUGCGCAAAAUAUUUUUAUUAGGUUGCAAAAGAAAGAUGUGGUGGUGUGGACUAGCAUGGUCAAUGGCUUAGCACUGCAUGGUUAUGGAAAUGAAGCAUUAAGCAUCUUCCAGAGAAUGCAAGCGGAUAGUACACUAGUCCCUGAUCAUAUAACUUAUAUUGGAGUUUUAUUUGCAUGUAGCCACAUGGGAUUGGUUGAAGAGGCUCAAAAGCAUUUUAAUUCAAUGACAAAGGUUUAUGGCAUAGUGCCUGAAAGAGAGCAUUAUGGUUGCGUGGUUGAUCUUUUGAGUCGAGCAGGUCAUUUCAGAGAGGUACAAAGGUUAAUUGAGACAAUGUCAAUAGAACCAAAUAUUGCCAUAUGGGGUUCUCUUUUAAAUGGCUGCCACAUACAUGAAAAUGUUGCGGUUGCUAACAAAGUGAAAGCACGCCUGACAGAGCUUGAACCAGGUAAAAGUGGAGUUCAUAUUCUUUUAUCUAAUAUUUACGCCAUGGCUGGUAGAUGGGAAGAGGUAAAUAUGACUAGGAAAGUGAUGAAGCAUAAAAAGGUUACGAAGACAGUUGGGCAUAGUUCGGUUGAAAUGAAGCUGCUACCUUCAUGACCAUCUGAAGAUUCAUUUGAUCUAUUUAAUCUCCAGAUGUUAGAAUUUGCAGAGUUGACCUUCUGCGUACUAAAAUGAGACGUGGCUUCAUGACGUCAGUGAUUUGGCUAUUAACCUUGUCGAAAUGUUAAUUGAUUUUAGUAGUUAUAGUAAAUCAUUUGGAAAUAAUUUGAAAAUAAUUCUGUUACUCGCCAGACAGCUAGGCCUGGCAAAUCAACAAGGGAAAAGUUUAAGGGCCCAUUUGGUAUAAUGAAAAUGGGAAGGGUGGAUAUGGAUAUGGAAAUGAAAUUGUGAAAAGUGUUUGUUUGAUA
Molecule: messenger RNA, 2783 nt
Organism: Prosopis cineraria
Lineage: Eukaryota; Viridiplantae; Streptophyta; Magnoliopsida; Fabales; Fabaceae
Product: putative pentatricopeptide repeat-containing protein At3g05240
Exons: 2
Coding region: 775-2472 (565 amino acids)
Biological process (GO): RNA modification
Cellular component (GO): intracellular membrane-bounded organelle
Molecular function (GO): protein binding; RNA binding
Source: RefSeq, a predicted model, not a curated record